ACAGAGGUUGUGGUUGCAACGCACGACGGAAGGUCACGUGGAAAGCAAUCUUUUUCAUGUGAGGCCUAACAGUUUGGUGGUAUUCCUUCGCGUUGAAAAAAAGAUCUUGUUUACUGUAGUAUUAAGCGCUGACAGGACUUAACAAGGAAAAUACCUAUUAAACAUUGAACUUGAUUUGAGUAUUAAUCAGCGCAAAGGAUUACCGUUGGCAACGCGUGUGUUUGCUUAUCUCGGGUUGAUACCUGAGAAGACAUGUCUUUUCCACCUCACAUAAAUCGCCCCCCCAUGGGAAUUCCUACUCUUCCUCCUGGGAUACCACCACCACAGUUUGCUGCUUUCCCACCCCCUGUACCUCCUGGAACACCAAUGAUAUCUGUACCAAUGGGCAUCAUGGCUCCUGCCCCAGCUGUAAGUACUGGUGUACAGUUUCAUUGUCCUAAAAUGGUUGAGGUGUUUUCAGGCUUAAAAGUUUUAGUACAUACCGCUAUGCCUGUGGUUGCUAAACCCUUGCCACCUAGGAAGGAGAAUUUAGGAGCAAAGAACAAAGAGAAUGAUGACAGUAGUGGUCCCACCACCACAGUGUUUGUUGGAAACAUUUCAGACAAGGCGGCAGACAUGCUUAUUCGGCAGCUUUUGGCAAAAUGCGGUUUGGUGUUGAGCUGGAAACGGGUUCAAGGUGCAUCUGGAAAACUUCAAGCAUUUGGAUUCUGUGAGUAUAGGGAACCAGAAUCUACACUGAGAGCACUGCGUCUGCUUCAUGACCUUCAAGUUGGAGAUAAAAAGCUGCUUGUUAAAGUGGAUGCAAAGACCAAGGCACAGUUGGAUGAGUGGAAGGCAAAGAAGAAGGCUGCAAAUGGGAAUUCAAAACCAGAGUCUACCACAGAGGAAGAGGACGAAGAUCUGGAUGAAGAAACAAAAAGAAGAGAUUCCUUAAUUAAAAGCUCUAUUGAGAGUUUAAUCAGAGAGUAUUCAAGUGAACUUAAUGCUCCAUCUUUAGAGUCUGAUAACCACUUGAAAAAAAGAAAAAAGGACAGGAAAGAGGAAACGGAUAAUGUUGUCAUCAAAGUAAAAGAGGAUAUAAAUGCCAUUGAUAUGGAAGAUGAUAAACGGGACCUUAUAUCACGUGAGAUCAGUAAAUUCCGAGACACGCACAAGAAACUUGAAGAAGAGAAGGGCAAAAAAGAAAAGGAGAGACAAGAAAUUGAGAGGGAUAGAAGAGAACGAGAAAGGGAAAGGGAACGAGAACGGGAGAGACGUGAAAGGGAAAGAGAGAGAGAACGUGAACGUGAGAAGGAGAAAGAACGUGAGCGUGAACGUGAGCGUGAGAGAGAUCGGGAACGGAACAAGGAAAAGGAACGCGAACGGGAGCGAGAGAGAGAACGGGAGAGGGAAAAAGAGAGAACUCGCAGCAGAGACAGGAGCAAAGAUCGAAGUAGAUCAAGAGAGAAGAGCAGAGACCGUGAAAGAGAAAAAGAGAGAAAGAAAGAGCUUGAAGAUGAGGAGGAUGCCUAUGAACGUCGAAAGCUAGAACGUAAACUCCGUGAAAAAGAAGCAGCCUACCAGGAGCGUCUUAAGAACUGGGAGAUCAGAGAACGGAAAAAAACAAGGGAGUAUGAAAACCUGUCUGCAAGAGAUGAAGAAAGGAGACGGGAAACGGCAAAAGAGGGUAAAAGGCUUAAAGAGUUUCUGGAAGACUAUGACGAUGAUCGGGAUGAUCCAAAGUAUUACAGGGGUAGUGCUUUGCAGAAGAGGCUCAGAGACCGAGAGAAGGAGAUCGAGAUGGAUGAGAGGGACAGAAAGAGAGAGAAAGAAGAACUGGAAGAGAUUAGGCAGCGAUUGCUGGCAGAAGGUCAUCCAGACCCAGACGCAGAGCUGCAACGGCUAGAGCAAGAGGCGGAAAGGCGACUCCAGCCACCACCUUUGAAACCACAUCAUGAGUCAGAAGAGGAGGAAGAAAAAGUGGAAAAAGAAGAAAGAAAAGAGCCUGAAGAAGAGGAGGAAGAGGAGGAGGAGGAGGAAGAAGAGGAGGAGGUAGUUACAGUACCAGAAACCAAACCCUGCCUUAAACCCACCAUGCGACCCAUCACUUCUGCACCUUCUGUCUCUUCUGCAAGUGGAAACGCUACACCCAACACACCUGGUGAUGAAUCUCCUGGUGGUAUUAUCAUUCCACAUGAGAACUCACCAGAGCAACAGCAGCCAGAGGAACAACGGCCAAAGAUUGGGCUGAGUCUCAAGCUAGGUACCACCAGUAGUCCAAGCCAGCCAAAUGCUGCAAAAAGGAAAAAGCUGCCAGUGGACAGUGUAUUCAAUAAAUUUGAGGAUGAGGACAGUGAUGAGGUACCCAAAAAGAGAAAAUUGGUUCCGUUGGACUAUGGGGAGGAUGAUAAGGGAGCUCCCAAAGGCAGUGUUAACACCGAAGAAAAACGUAAACACAUAAAAAGUCUUAUUGAGAAAAUUCCAACAGCUAAACCUGAACUCUUUGCUUAUCCUCUGGACUGGUCAAUUGUAGACUCGACGCUUAUGGAUCGAAGAAUUAGGCCUUGGAUUAACAAAAAGAUCAUAGAAUAUAUUGGUGAAGAAGAAGCCACACUAGUAGACUUUGUCUGUUCAAAGGUUAUGGCUCACAGUUCACCACAGAGUAUUUUAGAUGACGUUGCCAUGGUACUAGAUGAAGAAGCAGAAGUUUUUAUAGUCAAAAUGUGGAGACUGUUAAUAUAUGAAACUGAAGCUAAGAAGAUUGGGCUUGUGAAAUAACCAUUCUGAAGAGUUCGUUUUGGAAUUCUAUGAAGAACUGUAUACAUUUCUUGUCCCAAGAGACACUUGUGAAACCUGUAUUUUUUUAAUUGUAGGAACGGUAUUUUUUGUCCAUACCCUGGUUGUAGAUUUAUUAUCAACAUUGGUUCUGUUUUAACAUCCAAGACCCAGUUCACAAUAUAUUUUUAACAGUCCAUGGCUGCUGUACAUUUCUCCAUUUUUGGAGCCUUCAUUCUGCUAAUGGAGCUUUGUUUUGUUAUUUUUGUAUAUAUUAAAUAUACCACUGUCCAAUUGUAA
Molecule: messenger RNA, 3054 nt
Organism: Protopterus annectens (West African lungfish)
Lineage: Eukaryota; Metazoa; Chordata; Ceratodontiformes; Protopteridae
Gene: RBM25
Product: RNA binding motif protein 25
Exons: 18
Coding region: 253-2757 (834 amino acids)
Biological process (GO): mRNA processing; regulation of alternative mRNA splicing, via spliceosome
Cellular component (GO): spliceosomal complex
Molecular function (GO): mRNA binding
Source: RefSeq, a predicted model, not a curated record